AUGUCACGCAGAUCCACCACCUUCCACAAUGCUCGACUCUGCAAAGGCGGCGAGCUCGUUCGACAGACACUCGUCGUGUCCAAUGAGACCGGCAAGUUCGUCGAUGGCAGCGACGAUAACUACAUUGGCUCUGAUGCCAUUGACUGUGAAGGCGCCACUAUCGCGCCGGGCUUCACAGAGCUUCAGACGAAUGGAUGUCGUGGCUUUCACUUCACCCAUUUCCGGGACCAAGACAGCUAUACCCAGAAGCUGGACAAGGUAGCCGCCUACCUCCCAACGACGGGCGUGACAUCCUUCUACGCGACCAUUCCCACUGUUGCCAGCCAAGAGUUCAAGAAGGUCAGAAUGCGUCUCAGCCGCCAGAGUCAUAUAUACGACGCUCACGGAAGGCCGGUAGAUUCUUCCACAUUUGGCCCCUCGUGACAUACCGGGGGCUGCUUCCCUGCUUGGUGCUCACGCAGAAGGUCCCUAUCUGCACCCGAGCAAGAAAGGUGCCCAUAACGCUACACUGUUCCAAACAGCAUCAGUUUCGCCAAGCGAGGUAUAUGGAGAAAGUGCAGAGAAUGCCAACGUUCUCAAACUGGUCACAAUAGCACCCGAGCUCGAGGAUUCCCCAGGCCUUAUCAAACGCCUCACAAGCAGAGACAUUAGAGUCUCCUUGGGACACUCCAAUGCCAGCUAUACCCAGGGCUUGACAGCGCUGAAUGCGGGCGCCACAUGCCUCACUCACACCCUCAACGCCAUGGCUCCUCUACAUCAUCGAGAGCCUGGCCUCGCCGGCUUGGUCACAAUCGCUCCCACCAGCAUGCCCCAGAAUCCCUAUCUUAGCAUCAUUCCAGACGGACAUCAUCUCCACCCAUCCGUCGCCACAAUGCUGUUUCGCGCAAGUCCCUCGAGAUGCAUCUUUAUCACGGACAGUAUCGAGCUAGCAGGCCUCCCAGACGGUACAUAUCCCGGCCACGCCCAGAUCCCAGAUAAUCAAACGAAGGAAGGUAGUCGAGUAGUCAUCGAGGGCACUGAAACUCUGAUCGGUGGAUGCGCAUCGCUUCAAGAAUGUGUCCAGAACGUGAUCCGAUGGAGUGACUGUAGCAUCGCCGAAGCCGUUCGUUGCGUGUCCGAAAACAUAGCCAACUUGAUGGGCGAUCCUACUCGAGGCACACUAGAAGCUGGCAAGAGGGCAGAUUUCGUAUUAUUGGAUGACGAAGCCAACGUUCUCCAGACAUGGAUAGCCGGAAAGAAAGUAUACAACAGUGGGUAA
Molecule: messenger RNA, 1258 nt
Organism: Lecanosticta acicola
Lineage: Eukaryota; Fungi; Ascomycota; Dothideomycetes; Mycosphaerellales; Mycosphaerellaceae
Source: the annotation of a GenBank genome assembly